AUGGACAGCAUCAGGGUCCCCGCAGUCUUCUACCUGGGCGUCUGUCUGUCUGUCUUCAGUGUUGAUUGCCAGGAGCAGAUGUCACCCGAUAACAUACUCUCUUCACAAGAGGAACAAUUUCCACUGGGAUAUGUCACCAGAAAUUUGGCUGAUGUGCUCGAGGGGCUUCUAGAAGGCGGGCAGCAAGACAACAUGAUAGGUCUAUCAGUGGAGAAGAAAGCAAGUCUCAUUCCACGGUGUGAUGUUGGAGAGCGGUGCGCUAUGAAGCACGGGCCGCGCAUCGGAAGGCUUUGUGACUGUCUGCGAGGCACCGCGUGCAACACAUUCUUCCUGCGUUGUUACUGACCCCGGUCACAGACCUUUCCCCUCAGGCGCACAACAUUUCCGAGACCCAGGCUUGUGAUACGCCCAUGCACCUGUACCGUUACCAAU
Messenger RNA from Oncorhynchus nerka (sockeye salmon), 432 nucleotides. Its product is annotated as niq CART3-like. Gene Ontology annotation, biological process: cellular response to starvation; negative regulation of appetite; positive regulation of MAPK cascade. The record is from RefSeq and is a predicted model, not a curated record. Gene Ontology annotation, molecular function: neuropeptide hormone activity. The transcript is spliced from 3 exons. Lineage: Eukaryota; Metazoa; Chordata; Actinopteri; Salmoniformes; Salmonidae. Bases 1 to 345 code for a protein of 114 amino acids.